GACAAAUAAAUGUGACGUCAUCUGCAUGCGCUCUGAUUGAUUGGUGUAAAAUAUGCUUCAUUUACUAAAAGCGUUUGUUUUUGCCUAACAACGUGAAGUGUAAACAAUGGUCUAAAAUGAUGGAUAAUGAUUCUUGCUCGUUGCAGACAGAUCAUUCUGAGACGCAGGACUCAAAUCUGACCACAGAAAGUCGCUUGGAUGAGUGUGAAACUGCUCCUUUUGUGCUCAGUCAAAAACAACGACGGGCUGUUCUUAAACGAGAGAGAAGGAAAAGAAAGCGCCAAGCUCUUGCUAAAAUCAGAGAAGCAGAUCAGUCACAAAAUGAAGACCAGAUUGAAGAUGAUGAAGAAGAGAAUACUGAGGAGCAGAGGGAGCGUUUACAUCAGGAAUGGAUGGAAAGAGAGAAAACUGCACAGGAAGAAUUCAAGCUGAAAAGAGAGCGAGAAGAGGCAGCGCAAAAGAGGAAGGAGGAGGAAGAGAGGAGGAUCAGAGAACUGUGGGAAGAGCAGCAGAAGAAAGAAAAAGAAGAGAGAGAGCAGAAGGAACAGGAGAAGAAAAAGAGAGAGGAAGCUGUGCAGAAAAUACUGGAUCAAGCAGAGAGCCAGCUGGAAAAUAGUGGUCCCUGGAAAAACCCUGAUGCCCCAAAGGAUUAUGGAACUGAAAAGGACAAAGCAAACUGCCCCUUCUUCCUUAAAACGGGUGCUUGUAGGUUUGGAGACCGGUGCUCCCGAAAGCAUGAUCACUUAACAUCCAGCACCACUCUGAUGGUGAGGGGGAUGUUUGUGACGUUUGGGAUGGAGCAGAGCAGACGUGAUGACUAUGACACUGACGCCAGCCUGGAAUACAGUGAGGAGGAGGUGCAGCAUCAGUUUCUGGACUUCUAUGAAGACGUUCUGCCAGAGUUCAAGAACGCAGGGAGGGUAGUGCAGUUCAAGGUGAGCUGCAACUUUGAGCCUCACUUGAGAGGAAACGUUUAUGUUCAGUAUGACACGGAGGAGCAGUGUAAAGAAGCUUUCAUGAUGUUUAAUGGCCGCUGGUAUGCAGGAAAGCAGCUGCAGUGUGAAUUCUCCCCAGUAACUAGAUGGAAAACAGCCAUAUGUGGUCUGUUUGACAGACAAAAAUGUCCUAAAGGGAAACACUGCAACUUCCUCCAUGUAUUCCGAAACCCAGGCAAUGAAUUCUGGGAGGCAGAUCGUGAUCUUCAUAUGUCCCCUGACCGUGGUGGAGGUUUUUCCGGCCGGCACUUUGGAAGCAGAGAUGGAAUAUGGUCCCAGCGUUUCAAUAGCCCUGAGCGAUCUCAGCGCAGGAGGACGGAUCGCAGGAGUCACAGCCGUGAGAGGUAUUGUCAUAGAGCGAGGCGGAGCCGCAGCAGGGAAAGGCGGAGCCGCAGCAGAGAGAGGCGGAGUUGUAGCAGAGGGAGACGCAGUCGAAACAGGGAGAGGUGGAGUCGUAGCAGAAGCAGAGAGAGUAGGAAGACACAACAGUCAUUGAAAAAAAAAUCACGAUCUCAGAGAGAGCAGUCCAGAAGGAGCAGGAGCCGAUCGCAAAGCAGAGAUCGGCUGGAUCACAGUGAAUUUACAUUAGCAGACUCCAGAAAAAAGAAGUCGAAAUCACACAGUCCGGAUCAUACAUCCAAAAACGGGUCUGUGAAACUGAGAAGUCAAAGGAGUGAAAGCCAAAGCCCAGAGAACUCUGACACAAUGGACAAAUCUAUAGCUCAACAUCACCACAAGUACUCUAAAAAGACCAAGAAGAAGAAAAAGGGCAAAAAGAAACACAAAAGAAAGAAGAGUAAAUCACACAGCCCGAGUUCUUUGGGGUCUGAUGAAGAUUCUGGGAACGAGAAGGGUGAUGUGGCUCCAUGCAAAUCGGAGAAUAUGAGCACUGAGGCUCCUGCUGGAGAUUGUCUAGCUGUGGAGUCUAGUGCAUGUUCACCGGAAGAUAAAGUAGACACCCAAGCUAUAGAAUGUUUUCACCCACAAGAGGAAACCCAUUUCGUACUUACAGAUGUUACCAACUCUGAGACCACCUGACAAUCUGGAUAAUUAUAUAAUAAAAAAUACAUUAACUGUAUAUAUUUUUUUCUUAAAGCAGCUAUUGUUUUAUUUUAGUUUAGCUGAGUUUUCCUGAUAGUGCUGUAAUAACUGCUUUUGAAUGUGUUGUCUGUAUAUUUGUAAUUAAAUGAAGACUUGUAAAAAGUGUUAAUGGGUAAUGGCUGUAGGAAUGACAUUUUGUGCGCUAUUAUUGUAGUUCUAAAAAGCCAUUUUGUGUGCAGGCGAUUCUAAGGGAUUCUACUUGCCCAUGCAAACGUUUCCACCAUGAUGCUAGGGUGUUGUGGGCGCAUUACUGUGUGGUUACUAGGGUGUUCUAGGUGGGUUACUCACACGUGAAAAGAGCCUUUCCCCAAGUCUAUAAAGCUGAAGUAUGUAAUUGCAGCACCACCAAAUGGAAUUGUAAAAAUAAACCGUUUUCAAAACAGC
This is a messenger RNA of Myxocyprinus asiaticus (Chinese sucker), 2480 nucleotides long. Its product is annotated as U2 small nuclear ribonucleoprotein auxiliary factor 35 kDa subunit-related protein 2-like. Gene Ontology annotation, cellular component: U2AF complex; spliceosomal complex. The record is from RefSeq and is a predicted model, not a curated record. Gene Ontology annotation, biological process: mRNA splicing, via spliceosome. Gene Ontology annotation, molecular function: metal ion binding; pre-mRNA 3'-splice site binding. NCBI's taxonomy places the organism in Eukaryota, Metazoa, Chordata, Actinopteri, Cypriniformes, Catostomidae. The transcript is spliced from 11 exons. Bases 120 to 2033 code for a protein of 637 amino acids.